AUUGCUGUUAUUCUCGCAGGAUCCAAUGCAGGAAGUGAGUGCCGAUCCAAGGGUGCCAGAACCCGAUCAAGGAAACCUUGGCCUCAAGACAAGCCACCAACACAAUGUGGUUCUUGAGCAGUUUGCCCAAAAUAUGACUGAGAACAUUAUGCAGUCUUGUCUAAGCCAGAUGGAAAUGGUGGAGCCUGAAGUGGAGUCCAGAUUCAAACAAAAUGAGGAGAUGUUAGCCGAAGAGUUAGCGUCAUCUGUGGUUGAGGAAGCUCUGAGGGAAGUCAGUCGAGGUCAGAGUAUAUUUCAGAGACCAGUUAGUUUAGAAAUAGAGGAUGGACAGGCCAAAGGUUUGGACCAAUCUGAGAACGACUUUGAGGAUUUCAACCCAAAGAUGGAUCCAAGCAAUCAGUUCCAGACUUCUGAAGACAUCCAGCCAUGCCGUGCACCCUUGUCUCAGUCAGGGUUCCUAGUUUUGGGAUCCAUCGACUACCCUGAUGCCCCUCCAACGACACCCCUCCUUCCUGAGCUUGAGAGAAGCAGAUACAGUUUUGCCAAGAAGCUCAAAGGAGGUUUGGCAAAGGUUUUUAUGCCAUCACCUCCUCCACCAACCCCGAAGGAGGAAGGAGACGGCGCCAACAAUGACCCUCGAGUGGAGUUAAUGGAACAUCUAAUGCACUCGUUGUCCACGGAUGAGUUGGCAAGGGAGUAUUUGGAAAUUGGGGGUCACCAUGGAGCCAAGGUAGUGGCUUUUGCGGAGGCUCUUUCAUGUGACAUCAUUGAGUCUGUCUUGAAUUUCAAAAACAGAGAUCUGAUGGCUGAAACUAGCGACCUCAAUAAAUUAGCCCACCAACUGGCUGAAACCAUCAUCUCCUCCUCGCUUGAUGAAGCUAAGAUGACUGUCUGAUGACUGAAUGAUUUAAGACGAUCAACUGACCAUAUUCAAAUGGCGGCCAUUUUCCUUCUAUGUCAUGCUCACAGUGAGCAGGUAAGGUCAGAUACUGUUUCAACGGUUCACUCACUGUACUGUGAAAAUCUGGAAGGGCAUAUUUGAAGAAAAACAACAUAUUCAACAAGAUAAAUUAGUAGCCACUUACUGGACAAUAUUACUCUUAUCUAGGGAAAGACGCAAAGCAAUGACUGCGGUUUGGUUGUUUUAAAUGUUACAAUAAGAAGGCUUAAUUAAAAAAUAACCUAGGAAACAAACUAACUAGCUACAAUAAAACUAGCAAUGUUAUUGUUUUCCGAGAUGUGCUUCAAUGCUAGCAUUAGCUGUUAUCUAAAAUGUUUUUUCUCUGAUUUCCCAAAGGAUUUUAAACAUCAGUUUAAAUCAGUUUUCUAAUUUUUCAAGAGUUGUUAAAACUUCAGCAGCCUAUUGGGAGGGGGAUGGGAUUGUGUAUAUAGCUGAUGACUAGCAGACACACAUACACUCAAGAAUGAAAAACACUGUUAUCCACCCACAUGUUGCCUCCAGGCUGUCUGCCUGACAUUUCUAUUGAAGUGUGAUUUACAGUAAUAAUAACGCUGUAAACUCUGAAGCUGAUUUGGUUUACUGAAUUUAUUUCUCAACAAAGUUCACUUUAAGCUCAUCCAGUUCAAGAGUUUGGUUGUGAAAUAUAAACUAUUUAUUGUAAAAACUCAGCAGCGAUCCAACAAAAAGACGAUUUACUCACAAUAGAAACAAUCUCUGGCAUAUUUAAUGACGCAUAUAUCCUUGUAGCUGUAUAUAUUCUGUAUUAAAUAACGGACCUGAGGUCAGAUUUUGAGUCCAGGUUGGAAUAAAAUGUACAUUGGCAGGGGACCAAUGCAUUUUUUGCUUGGGAUUAAACUGCAGUAUCCGUAAAUGUCCUGUAGAUGGUGACACAGGAGUAAUGAGAGUGCUUUCAGCAUGCGGUCAGUGAAGUGAUCAUGAGUGCUUCUUUGACAAUAACUUUACUCAAUUUGAUUAAAUAUUUAAAUGUGGAAAUAACAUUUUGGGGAAUAAAUACACAUGCAUAUUAUUUUUUUGCUUUAUUGUUGAAAACAUCUUUUUUUCCUAUUUAAGACCCUUUACAUAUUUCUUGAGAUUUCUUUGAUGAGUAAAGCUUUGACCAAUGUUUACAUUUUCACUGUAGACAUUUGAUGGAUUUGCAUCCCACCACCAAUAAGUGAUGGUCUGACUAACUUAUAUAACUGAGUGUGAUGCUGGGAAGGUACUUGGUUAUUUCUCCUUGUCAUCAGCCUGAAAAUCUUAAUGGAUUCAGGGUGAUUCAUUCAUUUCCUUUUAUGAACUCAAGAUUGCCAUGGUGGUAAGAUUUUGGCCAGAAAGAAGAGGGAACCAUGGUGCUAAACCAAACAAGGAUGUGAUUAUGCAGCACAAACAAAUUGUGUUUUAUAUUCCUCUCCGCUUCAAUAUAACCGUCAGAGGAUGACAACUUAUCUAUUAGACCAGUUAAGUGAACAAAUAAAGCAGGAUUGAAUUGAGACUUUUCUUGUCCUCGCCAAGGUCUCCUGUGUUUUUGCACGUGUGCAAGAACAGAUCUACAAUCAAUACAAAACACCUCUCUCACGCAACACAGAUGGAGUGAUUUGGAGGAAUAACAAAAACUCUAUUUUAUCUUUGACAACUCAAUCCUGUUGUAAGCCAACAAGGAAUUUCAGGACAACAGAAUAGCAUCAAGAGAAUAAAGGAUGCAUUCCAUUUAGUGCACUCAGAAAGAACAGACCUCCACCAACGAUUCCUUAAGAAGAUGCAUAUAUGCAACAACAGCCACUAUAUUUAUGUCUGGAUAAAUUCCAAAUCUAUAACAAAAUCUCAGCUUUGCAUUUUAUUACUGUUUGUGCCUCUAAACUUGAAAUUUUUCACAUACUUUACACACUUUUGUAAGAAAGAGAAAACUGUUCUUUAUAUUGUAUUUCUUAUCAAAAACACUUGUAACAAAUGCUCGAUGUUUGCCAGGAAGAAAUUCUUACUGAUCUGCUGUAAAUUACACUUUCCUGAGCUGGAUCACCAUCCACCUCCAAGAUUGAUUGGGCUCUUUUAUGGCACAUGCUACAUGAUUUUACCAAGUGUAAUGCAAAUUGCACAUAUAGUUUUUUUUUAAAAACUGCUGACAAACAGACUCAGGAACAGCACUAAAAACGCCACCUCCAUUGCAGCUCUAGGGACGACAAUGAUAACACCCCUAAAUUUCAUUUAGCACCAUCGUCAGGUAGCAAUUGUAAUGAAGGGGCGCCAGUGGCCAAGUGGUUAGGGCCCUGAUUUUCGACUCUAGAGACGUUUCUGCAUUUUACUUUUUUCUCUUUUCCCACCGAUCCAGGUGUUUAUUUCUUUACCUAUGUCGAGGUUGCUGGUUUUUUAUUAUUUUAGUUUAGGCUGGAGAUCACUGGCAGUCCAGUUCGGUCUUUUAUUUUCUCUUAGGCGAGUAAGAGCUUGGCUCAGCACCUUCCCAUCUUUUGUUCUUUUUGGCCAAGGUCUCCAGUCCCUUUUGUUUUCUUUGGUUUAUUCUUUAUCUCCUGAGUAUUUUUUGGGAAGAUUUCUGUUAAAUAAAGCUCUGGCUUUAAUCUUUAA
Messenger RNA from Labrus mixtus (cuckoo wrasse), 3538 nucleotides. RefSeq lists its product as uncharacterized. The transcript is spliced from 2 exons. Lineage: Eukaryota; Metazoa; Chordata; Actinopteri; Labriformes; Labridae. Gene Ontology annotation, molecular function: protein kinase A binding. Bases 26 to 895 code for a protein of 289 amino acids. Gene Ontology annotation, biological process: intracellular protein localization. The record is from RefSeq and is a predicted model, not a curated record. Gene Ontology annotation, cellular component: cytoplasm.